AUGGCCGCGGCUCCGGAGGAGGACGUGGACCGCAGACCGAUCCGGAGGGUUCGCUCCAAGAGCGACACGCCUUAUAUCAACGAGGCACGGAUCUCCCUGCACCUGGACACAGGUAGGCAGCGUGUGCACGGAGCUCUGCUCAUGUCUGGGGGCGUUUUCUCCUUUUCCUUUUCUCUCAGUGAUGACAGUGAUGUUAGCAUGUGUCCUGUUGCUGUGACCCUCACUGCCCCAUGCUCCUCUGCUGCACCUCUCUGGAGCUAA
Messenger RNA from Knipowitschia caucasica, 261 nucleotides. Lineage: Eukaryota; Metazoa; Chordata; Actinopteri; Gobiiformes; Gobiidae. The record is from the annotation of a GenBank genome assembly.